CCCGUUUGUUUAGGCGUUUACAUUGCAGAGAAUGACAGUUUCGCGAAUCGCGAUUCCAGGAUUGCGUUUGGCUAGGCGAUAUCUGCGGGAUUGCGUUUUCAAUUCCGCAGAUUUUCGCGAUUCCGAAAAUGAAAUUUUCUACUGCUUUUUCAGCAUCGCGCGAUUGGGACGAUUGGGUUGCCGCUAAUUGUUUCGCGCGGUUCAGGAAAGUUUUUACCGAAAUCCCAGCUUAUCCCUUCUCCAUAUAUAUAUAUCUCAUCAGUCUUGGUUCUCUCCACACCAAUUUCACGUUAUUCACUUCUUUCUCCUCUGUUAUUGCUCAGUUGCUCUCUUCGAUUGGCGUCGUUGUUCUGCAUCACGAUUUCCAAUUGCUCUCUCCGAUUGCCAUCGUUGUUCUGCAUCACAAUUUCCAGAUGGUUAAGAACAAGGAGAAUUCAAAUCCCAACACCAAACAAUCCCAAAAUAGCUCAAAUGUUAGAGUUCAAUGGCCAUCAAGAGUAACGACUAUCUUUUGUGAAGCUUGUGUGGAUGAGGUAUUUAAGGGUAAUCGACCUAAUACGCACUUUAGUAAUCGACCUAACACCAUUAUUGUUGUUAUUAUUAAUGUAAUUGUUAAGCCUAAUUACAUAUUUUCAAUAAUAAAAAAACACUGA
Molecule: messenger RNA, 653 nt
Organism: Quercus robur (English oak)
Lineage: Eukaryota; Viridiplantae; Streptophyta; Magnoliopsida; Fagales; Fagaceae
Exons: 3
Coding region: 129-653 (174 amino acids)
Source: RefSeq, a predicted model, not a curated record